CUGUAAGUAUUUUUUUUUCUUUACUGAAAGUUCGUUAAGCACAAAAAAUAUGAAACCAACAGGGCACUUUAUAACCACACCCCUUGACACCUCAUCAGCUGAUGGCCAUUGCCAUGAUGAGGAUGAGACCCAUCAGAGAGCCACAGGAGUGCCUUUAAGUUCAAUGACUUGAAGUUAGAUACAAAAAUAUAGGAAUAAUUUAAAGCAGUUAACUCCUGUUAUUAGAAUAUCCGGUUUAUUUAAAUUAAUUACUUGACCUUCAGUGUUAUGUGUUUAUCUUAUAUUCUUUUUUUAUCCUAUGUGUAAUCCAAUAAUUAUAAUCUAAAUAUUUUUAUUGGUUAUUAAGCACGAAAGGCUAACUUCAGUUCGUAAGUGGUGGUAAUUUUUUAUCUAACGAGGGAGGUAUUUUCGACAGGAUCGGAUUGCAAUUAUUUCUACUAAGUUACCCACUGAUUUGCAACUGAAUUUAACAAAAAUGUUUAAUAAUUAUUUUCGUUUAUUUGUUAUGUUUUCUUUAACUCUUAUUUUAGGUGUAACUACGAAGGAGAUGAACUUGCACAAAAUAUUUGUAUAUGGAACUUUAAAAAGAAAUGAACCGAAUCAUUCUUGGUUUGCCAAAAAUGCUGAAGGAUACUACAAAUACAUUGGAGAUGCUAAGACAGUCGAAAAAUUGCCGUUAAUAAUAGCUACAAAAUACAACGUGCCAUUUAUUUUAAAAAGCCCAGGAAAUGGCACUAAUAUUAUCGGUGAGGUAUAUGAAGUAGACGACAAAGUUUUUGCCGAUUUAGAUAUAUUAGAAGAAUAUCCAGAUUUUUAUACACGAGAACAGUUUGACGUUACUUUGUUAAAUGGUGGUUCUUCUGUAAAAGUGUGGAUCUACGUUAUUCAGAACUUUAAUCCGAAGUUAUUAAAUGAAACGUAUUAUGAAAGUUACAGCAAUUCAGGGUCUCAUGGAAAGCCAUAUGAUCCUAGUUACUUGAAAGCUAAUGACGGAGGAACCAAUUCCUUAGACCUAUAUACCGAUCAAUCUACCUGAUCAAGCUGACCUAAUUUGUAGUAGUAGUUGUAGUUACUAACAUUUCUGUUAUCAAUAUUGAUGAUAUUACUUUCUCAAACUACUUUAUUUUAGAGAUGCAUCCACACUUGAAGAAUUAAAUGCAUAAAAAAUGAAGAUAAUCAGCAGCAGAUGUUAUUUUUGUAGUAUUUCUUACUGCCAAAAAUUAUCCAGAGUUAGUCAUGCAAAUAUGUAUUGAUUUUUUGAUUCUAUUGUUAAGAUUUUCUGAUUGUAAUAUGAAAAAUAAAGAUUAAUUUUGUUUUAA
Diabrotica balteata is the source of this 1319-nucleotide messenger RNA. NCBI's taxonomy places the organism in Eukaryota, Metazoa, Arthropoda, Insecta, Coleoptera, Chrysomelidae. The record is from the annotation of a GenBank genome assembly.